AUGGUUCUUAAGGAUGUAGAGAGACAAGAGAUUGAGUUCGUUACCGAGAUUUUGAACUGCUUACCAAUCGCCAACAUUGAACAAUUCAGCCCCGAUAUGAUUGGCCAAGCUCAUCUUGUGGAACAAGUCUCUCUUGGAAUUGGAAUGAUUUUGAACAUCGGUGUAGUCAAAGACAUGUGGAAAAGUACCUCUCUUCUCGUCCGUGCUCCUAGACACCUAGCACUAUGUACAAUUCCCUUACAUGUUUCUUCUAAAUCUAUUUAG
Messenger RNA from Arabis nemorensis, 264 nucleotides. Lineage: Eukaryota; Viridiplantae; Streptophyta; Magnoliopsida; Brassicales; Brassicaceae. The record is from the annotation of a GenBank genome assembly.